AUGAAUGUUAGGGAAAAACGUUUCUUGAUUAAGCCUGAAGAGGUUGAGCAGAUUCUAUUUGCAGACAACAGUGACUGUGAAAGUGAUUUAGGACUAGAUGAUGAAGAUCAGGGCUUUCUAGAUGCUGAUGUAGAUAAUGUUGGUGCCGAGAUAGUUAUUGAGGAGGUAGAAAAGGACUUGUCUGAUCAAAAUGACGUAGAGACAGAAGCUGUUCUCGGUGCAUAUAUCAGCUCUGAUCGUCCUGACCGAAAGGUGACUCGUUCUAAACAAACGCCAAAGGUUCGACAAUCUGUUCCGGAACACAUUGACGACGUCAUGGAAUCUCAAAGGUCGUCAGGCAAGCGUCGUAACACCUCCAUGAACGUAAUACAUAAAGGAGCAGUAUUCGCGUGGCGAAGGCGCUGA
Messenger RNA from Lottia gigantea (owl limpet), 405 nucleotides. RefSeq lists its product as hypothetical. The record is from RefSeq and is a predicted model, not a curated record. NCBI's taxonomy places the organism in Eukaryota, Metazoa, Mollusca, Gastropoda, Lottiidae. The transcript has 2 exons. The coding region runs from base 1 to 405 and encodes 134 amino acids.